Molecule: messenger RNA, 3340 nt
Organism: Fundulus heteroclitus (mummichog)
Lineage: Eukaryota; Metazoa; Chordata; Actinopteri; Cyprinodontiformes; Fundulidae
Product: thrombospondin-type laminin G domain and EAR repeat-containing protein
Exons: 13
Coding region: 357-2492 (711 amino acids)
Biological process (GO): signal transduction
Source: RefSeq, a predicted model, not a curated record
UGCCAAGUUUGCGGUCGAGGGAGGAUGAGUGACGGUGGGCCGGUUAGUGAUUUGCAUGGCUCCGGUGUUUAAAAGGAGCUGCAGGUGCAGGAUUCCCUUCACAGAGGGGUGGAUUUGGUUCAGCACACACUGGGACCUUUCAUGCUGCUUUAAGCGCAUGUGAUCAAGCAGAUAUCCAGAACGGCUCCCAAGUUCGAACAGAUUCUGUCUUACUGGGAUCAAGAUGAAGGACGUGUGGCUCUUUUUCACGGAUCAUCCUUCAAGCUAAAGACCAAGGGAGGAGGAACAGACUGAAAACCACCUACGACAUGGAGACAUUCCUAUUAGCCGGCAACUGAAGCGCACCGCCGUUCACCAUGUGGAUGCAGGUAUUCACGCUGCUCCUUCUCUGGGCUUCCAGGGUCACAAAGACCACGGCGGACACGCGGAGACAGUGCACGGAGUUGCUUCCCUUGGAUCUUCUGUCUUUUGUUCUUGAGAGGGACACCUCCAGGGUUGUCCCUGGGGUGCAGGUGAAGCAGUCAGCUGGGGUGAAGGGGGUCCAGUUCCUCAGUCCGGACACAUCCAUGAGCUUCCCUGCCUCCCAGCUCCUGGUCAACUGUGACCUUUUCCCCAAAGAGUUCUCCAUCGUUGCUACAGUAAAAGUCAACCGCAUCACACAAAAGAGAGAUGAGUAUAUCUUUUCCCUGGUGGGACCAACAAAAGCGGAGAGGAGCUCAGUGGAGGAUCAGGAAGAUGUACUGGGAGGGAAAAAUAUUUCAGAAGAUGAGCAGCGGGCGAAGAGGAACGAAACCAAGCGUGACGAGAAAAGCGGAGGGAUCGUCCUUGGACUGAAGUUAUCCCGGAAUGGCCUACACUUUGUUUUCAAAGGUCACGGAAAAUCAGCAGAGCACUGGAGCUUGAAAGGCAUCCAUCUAACUCCUAACCAGUGGCACACGCUGGUUGUAGUUAUAGGCCUUCACCACAUGAAGCUGAUAGUGGACUGCAACUCUCCACUGGAAAUUGUCCCCUCCAGGGCUUUCCCCUCAGAUCUCAUCCUUCAGGGAUCCAGAUUCCACAUUGGCAGUCGGGGCAGAUGGAAGGGCUUGUUCUCAGGCCUGAUGCGACAACUGGUUCUCGUGUCAAACUCAGAUGCCUCUCAUCAGAUCUGCCCGUCUUCUGACCCCCAGCUCGCGGCUUUGUCAGUUCCACCUCUGCUCUUAGACCUGCCAGUCAGAAGGAGGCAGAAUGACAGACAUGCGACUUCCUUCGGAACUGCGGGACGGCUGUCGGUGGGGUUGGAGAGGCCGUGUUCGGAGUCGCUGCGGGGCCAGCUGUGGUUUAAUCCCCUCAAAAAGGGCCUCUAUGUCUGUGACGGCUCAGCGUGGAUCACUGUGUUGGCGGACCAUAAAAGACUGGACUAUGUUUUGGAACAUCAGGUCCUUAUCACCAGCUCCGAGACACAUGACAUAGAGGUGUUUCAGAUACCAGGCAUGGGUCUCAUGGCUGCUAUGGCUCAAAGAUCCUCAGCAUCUGGCUCAGCCGUGUAUCUCUGGACCCACUUGGGUUUCCAGCUCUACCAGAACAUCAGCACUCAUGGAGCUCUGGCGUGGAAGCAUUUCCAAAUAGGAAAGAAGGCAUAUCUCGUAGUGUCUAAUUCUGGGACUGGAACAAACAAAUCUUUGGACAGCGAGCCUGACACUGACUUUUCUGUCAUUUAUAAAUGGAGCAAAAGAAGGAAACGGUUUGUGAGGUUCCAGACUCUGCAGACUUACUGUGCUCGAGACUGGGAGGCUUUUACCAUCAAUGAACAGACCUAUCUUGCUGUGGCCAAUCACAGAAUGGGAAACAAUAAUCACACCAUCAACAGUGUGAUUUACAAGUGGAACAGAUCAACAAAGUCUUUUGAGGUCCACCAGACACUGAUCACUUCGGGGGCUUAUGACUGGGAGUACUUCAGAGUUGGACCGUACCAUUUCCUGGUGGUUGCAAAUGCUUUCGACGGCAUGACCACUUCUUUGGACUCCGUCAUCUACGUUUGGAUCGACGGAAGAUUUCAAGUGUUCCAGAAAAUCAAGACGUUCUGCGCCACAGACUGGGAAAUGUUCCAGAUUGGCACCAGAGUAUUUCUGGUUGUGGCCAAUGGACACCGACUUCAGGGUAACGGGCCCAGCCAGUACACCAUCAACUCAACCAUCUAUGAGCUGGACAUGAGCGCACGGCUGUUUGUUCGCUUCCAGGAUAUCGUUACCUACAGUGCAGUGGACUGGGAGUUCUUCCGCCUGGGGGAAGAAUAUUUCUUGGUUGUUGCUAACUCCUAUAACGGCGAAUCCUACUCUCUCAACAGCAUUCUUUACAGGUGGCAGGGAUAUGAAGGCUUUGUUCCUGUUCACUGGCUCCCAACGAUUGGGUGCAGUGACUGGGAGUUUUUCAGCUCUAAUGGAGACUCCUUUCUGAUCUACUCCAGUGCCAAAGCGCCUCUCUCCAAAGUUUUCAAGCUCAAGACCUACUAGAAGAAAACAUUUGCAAAUGGCUUUGUGCUUUCAGUGUUUGUGUAAUAUAUUGUGUUCUUGUGAAUAUUGGAAUAUCUGUGUAUACUGAAAGAGUUUGUAGUUUUAUAAAAACAUAAUUUACCUGACAAAUGGUUUAAUAAAAACAACUUUACCAAGGCUUUUGCCUAUGUAAUUUCAUAAAGUGAUAAAUCUCCAUAUACCUUACAAAAACUAGCAAUGGCACAUUAUCCCAAUUUAACACAGCAAUGAUGUAGAUUUUUUUGUAUGAAUAUUCUGAGAGAAGCAAAUGCAACUCAAGCCCCCAAAAUAUUAUAACAUUUCUGUAAGAGAGUUUAUAUUCUGUCAUUUGAUUUUAUAUUUGUAUUUAACUUUUUAAUAACUCAGAUGUGUUUCCUAAUGGAGUACCUUCAUGGGAGACAAAACUAUUGAAAAGCAUUGAAAAAUGCAUUAAUUUGCAAGUAUGCAACCAUACAUGUUGUUUCAUUCUUAUAUUUAUAUGUAUUUUAAAAUAUAUUAAAGAAAUAUAGUUUUGUUAAAUGUAAGGCAUACAUAAAAUAUAUUUACAUUUGAGAGUUCUGCAUUUAUUUAUUGCCUUUAUAUGACAAUGUAUUUAGUCUUCUACUGAUAUAUAAAUAUAUCACUGUAUUUUGUUUUACCUCUCCUUUAAUUUCCAAAUGUUUAUUUUUUUGUCAUUCUUCACAGAUUUGUAAAUAUAGAUGUAAAAAAAAGAUUUUAAAUAACCUCCACAAAGGUACAUACAUAUAAGGCACACUUGUUAGGUUGCUUUUUGCUUUGUUUAAGUCACUUAACUGUGAUGUAUUGUGUCGCAAUAAACUCGACUGCAGUUU